AAUGAACUCUUCCAGCGCUCAACGGGAGAAAGGGCAUGCAGGCGCAAAAAGUGGCUCAGGUGCACCUGCACCUGCGUCAGGAAGUGGCUCAGCCAGCAGCUCGCCCCGUUCAACAGGUUCAGCGAGUCACGCCCGGUGAUCACCUUCACGCAAACAUUCCGUACGUGUUUGCUUACUGCAGCCGGUCCAGCGCGCAGCUCGCUAAAAACACUUGUAAGAAGUAAAUAAGAGUCACCCGAUCGCCCGGUGCCCUCGCUAACAACGCGGACGGUUGAUCCUCCAAGUUUCUUUUUUUACUUUUACACUUUUUAUGCUUUGAAGGGCAGUGAUGGAGCAGCAGGAGGCGGUGUUGCUAAACGCAGCCCCGGCGGAUGGUGCGCGGGGAGGACCGCCGUUGUUAGACCGCACAGGUGCUUGUUGUCAUGGAGGAGCAAAGAUGGCGGUCCUGGCCUACAGCCUGGGCAAACGCGAAAUAAAUCACCAUUUCACCAUCAGAAAUGCCAAACUGAUAUCGACGGCACUCGUCGUUUUACUCGUCGUGUUUCACACAGCUUCGCGGUACUAUGGAGGCGGAGACUCGUGUGAGCGGCUGCUGUCCAGGGGACGCUACUUGGGGGAGAACGUGUGGCAGCCGUACGGCUGCAUGAUGCACAAAUACAGAAGCACUGAAUCCAAAACCUGCCUCGCUGAAAAGCGAGUGGCCUUUCUCGGUGACUCCCGGAUCAGGCAACUCUUUUAUUCCUUCAUAAAAAUUAUUGACCCUGGGCAAGCAGAAGAUGGAAACAAGCACGAGGACAUUUCCUUUGAAGUUCAGAGUUCCUCCGUCAAUGUGGACUUUCUGUGGUAUCCAGAGGCAAAUAAUUCAAUGAAGGAGCGCUUGACUUCAUGGACAAACGGAGAUUUACCAAAGCCAGAUGUUGUCAUCCUUGGAGCUGCAACUUGGUCCAUCAAGUUUCACAGCGGCAGCAGCGAGACACUGGAGCAGUACAAAGUCAACCUGACUGCUAUCGCUGUGCACCUGGAGAAGCUGGCUGACCAUGCAGAGGUCUAUUGGGUCCUGCAAGAGCCGGUUAACGAGGAGGUGUUGAGUGAGAGCAGGAAAAUGAUCACCAAUCAGCAGGUGGACCUCUACAAUGAAGCGGCGGUGGACGUGUUCAACAAAAACAAGCGCAGCGGCGGGUCCAGGGUCCAGCUGUUGGCUGCGUCCCGCCAGGCUGCAAUGCAAACCGUGGCCCAGUCCGACGACGGCCUGCACCUUCCCGAGGCCACCAGGAACGUGGGCGCCAUGGUGCUCAUGAACUCCCUGUGCAACAAGCUGCUCCGGCCCAUUGACGGCUCCUGCUGCCAGACGUUCGCCGCCCCAAACCUCCUGCAGAAGCUGUCGGCGCUUAUCUUCGUGGGCUCGGCCGCGGCCCUGCUGGUUUUCCACGUCCUCGGCAGGAACCGCCACCGCCGCCCCGUGCCGCCCGACGCGGAGAGCCUCGAGGAGAAGAAGCCGGCGACCGCCGCCGCCCCUCUGGGUCUGACGGCGCCGUUGCAGGCCCUCUGCAGGAUGGGCGUCAUCAUGAGCUAUUUUUACCUCUGCGACAGAGCGGACGUGUUCAUGAAGGAGCAGAAGUUCUACACCCACUCCACGUUCUUCAUCCCCCUGAUCUACAUCUUUGUCCUGGGAGUGUUCUACAGCGAGAACACCAAGGAGACCAAAUUACUCAACCGUGAGCAGACGGACGAGUGGAAAGGCUGGAUGCAGUUAGUCAUCCUCAUCUAUCACGUAUCUGGAGCCAGCGCUUUCCUUCCGGUGUACAUGCAUGUGCGGGUGCUGGUGGCAGCGUACCUCUUUCAGACCGGAUAUGGACACUUUUCCUUUUUCUGGCUUAAAGGAGACUUUGGACUGUACAGGGUGUGCCAGGUACUUUUCCGUCUGAACUUCCUGGUCUUGGUGCUGUGUCUAGUAAUGGACCGACCCUACCAGUUCUAUUACUUUGUCCCUUUGGUCACCUUCUGGUUUGUGGUCAUCUACGCUUUGCUGGCCGUGUGGCCUCAGAUCCUUCAGAAGAAAGCCAACAGUAGGUUUCAGAAAGGUAGUGGCUUGUGGCACUUUGGGGUCUUGGCAAAGUUACUGAGCCUCCUGCUGUUCAUCUGCCUCUUUGCCUUUUCGCAGGGUUUCUUUGAGCGAGUCUUCUCCGUUUGGCCCAUCUCGGCACUCUUUGAGCUAAACGGAAGCGUCCACGAGUGGUGGUUCAGGUGGAAGCUGGACCGAUUUGCGGUGAUCCACGGAAUGCUGUUCGCCCUCAUCUACCUGGUGCUUCAGAAGCGCCAGGUGCUGUCGGAGGGCAAAGGAGAGGCCCUCUUCUCUGCCAAGAUUUCCAACCUGCUCCUCUUCCUCUCCGUCGUCUCCUUCAUAACCUACUCCAUAUGGGCGAGCAGCUGCAAAACCAAAACCGAGUGCAACGAGAUGCAUCCUUACAUCUCUGUGGUCCAGAUUUUGGCCUUCAUUCUCAUUAGAAACAUUCCCGGCUACGCCCGAUCCAUUUACAGCUCAUUCUUCGCCUGGUUUGGAAAGAUCUCCUUGGAGCUGUUCAUAUGCCAGUACCACAUCUGGCUUGCAGCAGACACCAAAGGCAUUUUGGUCCUCAUCCCGGGAAACCCUUCACUUAACAUCAUGGUCAGCACCUUCAUCUUUGUGUGUGUGGCUCACGAGAUUUCCCUCAUCACCAAUGAUCUGGCCCAGGUGGUCAUCCCCAAAGACAACAUGGCCCUGCUGAAAAGACUGGGGGCUGUCGGGCUCCUCGCUGCUCUUUGGCUGCUGCUGGCCAGGGGGAACAGCCACCCCACACCAGGCGCCUGAUGGAGGCCAUGGGGGGGAGCACAACAGACUUUCCAAGCCCCCUGCCAAGCCAGGCCCAGAGAAGGCCGGGUGUUUGUUUUUUGGGGGUUUUGGGUUGUUGUUUUUUUUAGCCCUCGACUGUGUCGGACGCGGGGACCCGAAGGCCGAGUCUGUACUAUUUGACUGCUGUGAAAGUCGCACACUGAAUUAAAGCGGUUGCUCUAUUCCAGGGCCAAUCGCAAAGAGCCGGAAAGAAACCGCUCAAAGCGUUUCCAUUAUGUGGAUUCAGUGGAAGAGCAGAGGCGCCAUUCUCACAUCUCAUGUUAAACAAAAAGAGGUUCUUUUUUUAAGACCUCAUGCUUGCUGUGUGAAUAUUUGCAGCGUUGCUUACAAUUUAGCCAAACACCAAGAAGAAGUUUUUUUGCCACAUGCACUUCAACUCGUCACCUCAACAUCCGUAGACCCACACACUCCGAACACGUGGCAGGUGAAGGCGUUUUCACUCAGGAUCCAUAGUCUACAUAUUCAGAUAUCUAUAAAAAAAAAAAUGAGGAUAAUUCACUGUGCUUCAUUUUACUAUCAAAACCUCUUUUGUACGGUAUCUCUGGGGACUUAGUUUAGAUAUCUAAAUAUGCAAAAUAUGGACCAACAACUGACUUGGGUAAUCUAAAAAUUGUUCAAACUAAAGUGAAAGUUCGGAGUGCAAUUGUUGAAAAGUUGCAUUUUCCGUUGACAUGUUUUUGCGAGUGAUUUUUAGAAAUGUUUGCCUUUCGGCUGAAAAGAUACCGUCGUCACCCGCUCUAGCUCUGAAAUUCUACGUGAUAUGUACAGUAUUUAAUGAUUUAAAUUAUGUUUAUAUUUUAUAAAAGGUUUUUGGGGCUUUGUUUUGAUUUUUGUACCUUUUUGGCUCAUGACUGCUGCUCGGGAGGGACGUCUUACAGGGAUCACUUUGUACCCAUCCCGGCAUCCGGCAGAUGAUCACUUCGCCUCAGAGACGCACUGCGAGGUCGAGCCUUUACAGCCUGACACUCGUCCGUCCUAUUAGCUCACUGCGUAGUCUGUGUAUUAUUAUAAUAAUAAUAAUAAUAGUAGUAGUUCAUUUUUGCCCUCCUUACAGGCUUAUUUAAAAACACGCCUCAUUAGCUCUGGUGGAAAACGCACUGGCUUGCAUAUAUUCUCUUUGAAUAGGAAUAACCUCGAAAUACUCAUCCGCCCUCUGCUGUAGCACAUUUUUGGUCAGUGGAUGGAAAAAGUGAGUUGGUGGACUAAAAAGCCUUUUGGACACGUGGCUUAUAAGCAGAGAAAACCUGGGAUGUUGCCCGGUGACCCUUUUUGUACCAGGGCCAAAAAAUCCACUUUUAAAACGACUCCCUAAGUGAUGCGCAUAAUGAGCUGAGAGGACGUAUAACUGUCACUUAGAGGAAAAUAUUGUAUUUUUUGUCAGCAAAUGGGUAAUAUUUGCUGAUUUCUCUUUGCCUAUUUUAUCCUAAGACAUUUAUGGGAUAUUCGCACUUUCAUGUUUUCUUUUAUUCUUAACAGUGAAAACAAACAAACAUGUUUAACAACGUACCGGUGCAGAUACUUUCUGUACUUCAGCACAUUUUUAUUAGGUAAAUGUUUGGUCACUUAGCAAAUGUAUAUUAGAAGAUCCAAGCUGCACCACUUAUAGAUUAAAACAUUUAUUCAAUUUACCAUGGGGGUGGUAGAAGAUUGCUUUGUCUAUAGUUUUUUGUUUUACAAAUAUGUAGCAUAAAAUAAUUAAUUUCUUCUUUACAGUGAAACACUUUCUCAUCUUCUCGUGUCAGUUAUCUGAUGUGCAGCCUCUGUUGGAUUCGCUGAAUAAGCGCAAAGAAAAAUUCAUCUCAUCGCCUCGUUGUAUUGAUGAAAAUGGCCUUUCCUUGAUGCAAUUUCCAUUCCUAUGUGAUGUUUACUGAUCAACCGCUAUGAAUUUGUUAAAUGUUUCAGGCCUUAAUAGAUCUUUUUGGUCGUGUAAAAGCAACAAAUAUUAACACCCCUGUUCAGGGCCUCUUUGAAAUAUGUUACAUGUACAUUUUUCGGUGAUGUCUUAAAAAUGUCAAAUGUAUCCAUAUUAUUUAUAAAUGCCUUUAAGUCGUUGUACAUUGUUAAUACCUUCAUAAAAUGUGCUUUUCAUGUAA
Pungitius pungitius (ninespine stickleback) is the source of this 4983-nucleotide messenger RNA. RefSeq names its product CAS1 domain containing 1 (gene casd1). NCBI's taxonomy places the organism in Eukaryota, Metazoa, Chordata, Actinopteri, Perciformes, Gasterosteidae. The transcript is spliced from 19 exons. Gene Ontology annotation, molecular function: N-acetylneuraminate 9-O-acetyltransferase activity. The coding region runs from base 329 to 2848 and encodes 839 amino acids. The record is from RefSeq and is a predicted model, not a curated record. Gene Ontology annotation, cellular component: Golgi membrane.